Messenger RNA from Benincasa hispida (wax gourd), 2169 nucleotides. RefSeq names its product 2,3-bisphosphoglycerate-dependent phosphoglycerate mutase 1-like. The record is from RefSeq and is a predicted model, not a curated record. Gene Ontology annotation, biological process: glycolytic process. Lineage: Eukaryota; Viridiplantae; Streptophyta; Magnoliopsida; Cucurbitales; Cucurbitaceae. Gene Ontology annotation, molecular function: intramolecular phosphotransferase activity.
AAUACAUAUAUUAUUCAGAAAAAGAAAUUCGAAAAACAAAAAAAUCCCCAUCCCCCAUCCUCCAUUACGGCAUUCCCUGUUUGCCUGAGUUUUGGCAUUCGACGUUGUCCAGAAUCUGCAAAACUUCGUGCCCUCGCAUUUGGAUCAAAUCUUACUUCUUCUUCAAUUUACCGCUACCUCAACGUUUUCGGCAUGAUUUCAUCAGGAUUUCACGAGUUCAAUAGAUCAUUACAACUUUAUAAUCAUGCCAAUGAUUCAAAUCCUCAUAACGUCUACGCGAUUUGUCCACCGUUUGUCCGGAAGGGCUUUGAUUAUGACAUCCGAUUGUUUAGAAAACCGAUUUGUAGUAUCAGAAAUUACAGGCCUUCUUUUAUUUGUGCGACCCCACAAGCUUCAAUUAAGGACCAUAUUGCACCUAUUUCUCAUUUGAAUAGUGAUGGUUCUAAGAACCCAUCAAUUGAAACAGCUCUGAUAUUGAUUCGACAUGGUGAGUCAAUGUGGAAUGAGAAGAAUUUAUUCACUGGCUCUGUUGAUGUACCUUUAACAAGGAGAGGUAUAGAGGAAGCAAUUGAAGCCGGUAAGAGGAUUUGCAACAUACCACUAGACUUUGUGUACACUUCUGCGCUGAUUCGCUCGCAAAUGACGGCUGUGCUUGCUUUGACUCAACAUCGCUGCAAAAAGGUGCCUAUAAUUAUGCAUAAUUGUAGUAAACAGGCAGAGGCAUGGAGUCAAAUUUACAGUGAUGAGGCUAAAAAGCAAUCAUUUCCGGUUAUUAGAGCUUGGCAAUUGAAUGAAAGAAUGUACGGUGAGCUACAGGGCUUGAAUAAACAGGAGAUUGCUGAAAGAUACGGUAAAGAGCAAGUGCAUGAAUGGCGUCGGAGUUAUGAUAUUCCUCCACCUGAGGGUGAGAGCUUGCAGAUGUGCUAUCAAAGAGCAGUCGGGUAUUUUAAGGAACAUAUUGAACCACAGCUGCAAUCUGGGAAACAUGUUAUGGUUGCAGCCCAUGCUAAUUCGCUAAGGUGUAUUAUCAUGUAUCUAGAAGAACUGACUUCUUGCGAGGUAAUUAACUUGGAACUAUCAACUGGUGUACCACUACUUUACAUAUACAAGGAGGGAUCGUUUAUGAAGCGAGGGAGUCCUGUAGGUCCUUCGGAAACUGGUGUAUAUGCAUUAACUAGGGCAAGAAUCUUUUACCUCUCCAUUGGCCUCAUGUUUUUUGAUCACUGAUGACUUGAUGUUUGCUUGUUAAACUUCAAUAGUCAUUUCAAAUAUUGCUAUGUUGAUCAUUGAUUAAAAGUGAUCAAAAUGGAAGAUAGAACAAAAUAGUUGCUGCUGUGGUAUGCUGAGAUGGAAAAUGUCCGUGGAAUAAUUAGGGAUCCUUGAUCAAAUGUUGACAUUGAUAUUGGUGCUUCAGGAAGCAUAGACAAAACGCCUUAUGUGUCUAACUUCAGUAAAUUAAAAGGAAUAAGCAGAAAACUGCCCCAUUUUCUGUCUGUUUUGCUCUAUGCCAUCACUUGAUUGAUAAACAUCUUUGCCUCUUGCUAUAUUUUGUGCAGAGUUUAGCACUUUACAGGCAAGAGUUGGACGAAAUGGCAUGCUGAACUCCCUAAAGUUCAGGUAAGAAAAUUUGACUUGUUAGAUUAUAACUACUCAAGUAUGGUUUUCCAAAUGUUUAAAAUAAACAAGAUUGCUGCUUAUUUGAUAUUGCGAAUGAACUAGGAAACCAAUGGACUCACAGGCACUUGCUUCUUCUUCUUGUUCUAAAACUAGAAGGUUCAUACUAAUUACAAAUGUUUGUUGCUCGUAUAUGUUUUGUGUUCUAUGGAAUAGUGAUCUCUAUUUCUUAAGUGUUAUUGUUCGAGGUUUUCUGCAGCUGGCUCAAGCACUUCCUGAAAGAUCUAGGAGAAUUUGAAGAGGGAAAAGAGAUGUACUUCACAAAAGCCAUAGAUACAAACUUCCAUCUCAAGUCAUCUGAAACACCGUGCACCUGACUGUAAUUGUUCAUAUCUAUUUUGUUUUAGAAUAAUCAAAGUAUGAUUAUUAAUAGCUACUACCCAAUUUGCCAAUUCUUUAAUGUUGUUGAUUAAGAUCUCUAAUUCAUACAUUUGUUGUACUCAAAAUAGUUCCCGCCCAAUAUUCUAAUCUGACUCGUUAACCUUUACGUUUUAA